Messenger RNA from Cuscuta campestris, 1632 nucleotides. Lineage: Eukaryota; Viridiplantae; Streptophyta; Magnoliopsida; Solanales; Convolvulaceae. The record is from the annotation of a GenBank genome assembly.
AGAAACCAAGAAACACUUCCACAUUUCCUCCCCACAAUGGGUAAAAUCCCAUAAAUCUGCUUGCAAAGAAGAAGAAAAAAAGGGCUAAGACAUGGUAGACCACAAUCCUAUGGUUGGAGAUGAGUAUUUGCUGCCCAUGAACUCCUUAUGCCCUGUUUGGAUUGACCAGAGAGGGCAAAACCAGAGCAUGGACGAACUUGGAAUUUCACUCCCUUCUGUGCUGCUAUCUGAAGGAAAUCCCACCAGACCUCUUCUCAGUUUUAAAGAUUUCUCACCAGGAAAUUCCCAUCCUGCCCCUGGGAAUGUUCAAACGCAGAAUGAUUUCCCGGCCGCCGGUUUCCCAUAUCCCGACGAUCUCGACUCUGGUUUCCCGGUUGAUGUUGCCAGAAAAUGGGAUUUUUUUCCGUAUUCCGAUGACCAAACACGCCCUCCUUCGAGAUUCGCAUAUUCGCCGCCGCCGGCAGAAAAUUCGCAUGGGUCAUCGAGAUAUCUGGGGGCGGUUCAAGAAAUGCUGUCUGAGAUUGCCAGAUAUUCGCUAGAGAAUGUCAACUCGAUGUGCUUCGACCCCACCAGUUAUAGCGACGAAAUAGGCGGCGCCGGCGCCGGCUCAGCCGUAGGCUUCCCCGACCACUUUGGCGGAGGGGCCCACGGAGGAAUACCUCGGGUCGAUGCGGAAACUAAGCGGAAACAUCUCCUGGCCCUCUUACAAGCGGUAGAUGAUAGGUACAACCAAUGCAUGGAGGAAUUGCACAUGGUGGUCUAUGCAUUCCAUGCUGCAACUGACUUGCCCCACACCAUAGCCUCUGCUCCUUCAACUACUCUACACCCCCACCUGGCUCUCCGGACUGUCACCCUCUGGUACAAAAACCUGAGGGACAGAAUCGGAACUUCCAUUCUCGCAAUGGGCAGCCACGGAGGGGCGUCAGAGGAGAAGUUUCUAGAAGCGUCGUCUUCUGCCUCUGUGCUGCAGAGGCAAUGGACGACGCUUCAGCAACAACAACAGAGGAAGAAGGAUCAUUAUCUUCAUCAUCAUCAACAACUAUGGAGACCCCAGCGGGGAUUGCCCGAAAGAUCCGUUGCCGUUUUGAGGGCUUGGAUGUUUCAGAACUUCCUUCACCCAUACCCAAAGGACACUGAGAAGCACUUGCUUGCUGUAAAGAGUGGACUAACAAGGAGUCAGGUAUCGAAUUGGUUCAUAAAUGCGCGGGUUCGGCUGUGGAAGCCAAUGAUUGAGGAAAUGUACGCGGAGAUGAACCGGAGGAAUCGCCAUCAAAAUGCAGCAGAGCAAAUCAAUGGUUUUAGAAACCAAAUAUGUUUGAAUGAAUGAGCUGUGAGGGAAAAUGAAUGAAAAUAAGAAGAAAGAAGAAUGAUAACAUAUUCAUUUAUUAGAAUUGUGGUUCAUCAGCCAUCUAUGUAUGUAAAUGUAUUUAUUAUUGCUGGAUUGUUAUUAUUUAUGGUCGUGUAUAUAGCAGUAAGUAUGUGUCAUAUAAUGAAGAGAACAUUUGACCAAUAUGGUUUUUUUUUUACAACUAUAGGACACUGGUCUUUGGGAUGGACUUAAUUAUAGAAUUAACGGUUUAGGUGUGCUUGUUGCGUGGCUUCAAGGUGAUCUAAUAAAUUUUGGUGUUUGGA